AUGGCUCUUUCUAACAAGAUCCCGUCUCCCCACACGACGCUGAUACCGUUCAUCUCGGCCGAAGAGGCCGCGACGAUGGCGUAUCCGCCCAAUGCCAUGCCGGGUGCUCGCAAUGUAGAGACCUUUUACGGCACUAUGCGAGUGUACGAAUGGGGGCCGGCGGAAGGGGAGAAAGUCUUGUUUGUUCACGGAGACGCCACCCCUAGCCUGGUCUUCUCCAAGAUUGCCCAGGGGCUGGUGGACGCCGGAUACCGAGUAAUGCUUUUUGAUCUCUGGGGUCGGGGAUACAGCGACACGCCGCUGGGGGUAAGACACGACGUCCGUCUGUUCGCAACCCAGAUCCCGCUAGCCCUCGCCUCGUCGCCGCUCUCCUGGACCGGCAACGGCACCAGCUUCUCCAUCGUCGCCUUCUCGCUCGGCGGCCCCAUCUCCCUAGCCUUCGCCGGCGCCUUCCCGGCGUCGGUCCGCUCGCUAGCGCUCCUCGGCCCGGCGGGUCUGCUCCGGAAGCUGCCGGACGGGUACGACGACCCGCUCAUGCACCAGCCCGAGCUCGCCGCGUCGGACCAGGACAUCCGCGAGAAGGUGCGGCAGAUCCUCGGGGUCGCGCCUGCGGGCCCGGCUCUGAACGUCCGGCGGGAUCGGAAGCGAGCGGUUUCUUCGGAGCCGGGGACGGCGCCUUCGCGCGUCGAGAAGAGCUUCGAUAUGGGAGCGGUUUUCCAGUGGCAGUUCGACUACCACGAGGGACACGUCCGCGCGUUCCAGGAUACCGUCCGGUAUGGCCCGCUGCAGAAGUGCGAGGACGUGUGGGGCAAGGUGUGCGAUAUUAUUGCUGGUCGCACGCGGCCUGAUAGCGCGCUGCAUAAGUCCAAGCUACUCGUCUUCUUUGGCAAGGACGAUGAUGUGGUGGUCGGCGAGGAGACGACGGAGGAUAUAUUGAAGUUGUUGCCGUCGGCUCAUUUGCAGGUCGAGUACCUGCCGGGAGGCCAUGGGUUCCCGUAUCCGAACAGUGAGAAGAUUACUCAAACAAUUCUUUCGGUUUGGGGGGGCUCGAAGCUUUCUGUACUCUAA
This is a messenger RNA of Annulohypoxylon truncatum, 1068 nucleotides long. Its product is annotated as Alpha/Beta hydrolase protein. The transcript is spliced from 2 exons. NCBI's taxonomy places the organism in Eukaryota, Fungi, Ascomycota, Sordariomycetes, Xylariales, Hypoxylaceae. Bases 1 to 1068 code for a protein of 355 amino acids. The record is from RefSeq and is a predicted model, not a curated record.